GCAGCGUCCGCUCACAGUGUCCCCUCCAGUGCGCAGCGAGACCCAGGCCUCCGGGCCCCGAGAGUCCCUCGCCGCCUAGCCGGCUGCACGGGGCUGAAGUUUUUGGAGAAGGGAGCCCAACUCUUCAAGGUGAACUAUGACCACUUUGCUCUUGGUUUUCGUGACUCUGCGGGUCAUCACGGCUGCUGUCUCAGAAGAAGCUUCGGACCAUGACAACGGGCUGAGUGUGAGCAUCCCCCAGCCGUCCCCGCUGAAGGUCCUUCUGGGGACUUCACUCACCAUCCCCUGCUACUUCAUCGACCCCAUGCACCCCGUGACCACUGCCCCCUCCACCGCCCCGCUCUCCCCGAGGAUCAAGUGGAGCCGCAUUUCCAAGGAGAAGGAAGUGGUCCUGCUGGUGGCCACUGAGGGGCGUGUUCGGGUCAACAGCGCCUACCAGGAAAGGGUCUCGCUGCCCAGCUACCCAGCCAUCCCCAGCGACGCCACCUUGGAAAUCCAGAACCUGCGCUCCAAUGACUCCGGGGUCUAUCGCUGCGAGGUGAUGCACGGCCUCGAGGACAGCGAGGCCACCUUGGAGGUGGUGGUGAAAGGCAUUGUGUUCCACUACAGAGCCAUCUCCACACGCUACACCCUUGACUUCGACAGGGCCCAGAGGGCCUGCCUGCAAAACAGCGCCAUCAUCGCCACACCCGAGCAGUUACAGGCCGCCUAUGAGGACGGCUUCCACCAGUGCGAUGCGGGCUGGCUGGCUGACCAGACUGUGCGGUACCCCAUCCACACUCCCCGGGAAGGCUGCUACGGGGACAAGGACGAGUUUCCUGGGGUGAGAACCUACGGCAUCCGGGACACCAACGAGACCUAUGACGUGUACUGUUUCGCCGAGGAGAUGGAGGGCGAGGUCUUCUAUGCGACGUCCCAGGAGAAGUUCACCUUCCAGGAGGCCGCCAGCGAGUGCCGACGGCUGGGCGCGCGCCUGGCAACCACGGGCCAGCUCUACCUGGCCUGGCAGGGCGGCAUGGACAUGUGCAGCGCGGGCUGGCUGGCCGACCGCAGCGUCCGCUACCCCAUCUCCAAGGCCCGGCCCAACUGCGGGGGCAACCUCCUGGGCGUGAGGACCGUCUACCUGCACUCCAACCAGACCGGGUACCCCGACCCCUCAUCCCGCUACGACGCCAUCUGCUACACAGGUGAAGACUUUAUAGACAUCCCAGAAAAUUUCUUCAGUGCGGGUGGUGAGGAGGACAUCACCAUCCAGACAGUGACCUGGCCCGACAUGGAGCUGCCUCUGCCUCGAAACAUCACAGAGGGGGAAGCUCGAGGGAAUGUGAUCCUCACAGUGAAGCCCAUUUUCGAGGUCUCCCCCACCGACCUGGGGCCCGAGGAGCCCUUCACGUUUGCCCCAGACGUGGAGGCCACAGCCUUCCCUGAGGCCCAGAAUGAAACUGAAGAGGUCACCCGGCCCUGGGGCCUUCCUGAGGAGUUCCACCCUACGACCUUCCCCAGCGAGGACCUGGUCCUGCCGAUGACCAUUGCCCCAGGGGGAGCCGAGGUCCCUGGGCAGCCCCGUUUGCCGGGUGGGGUCGUGUUCCACUACCGCCCCGGGCCCACCCGCUACUCGCUGACUUUCGAGGAGGCGCGGCAGGCCUGCCUGGACACGGAUGCCAUCAUGGCCUCCCCAGAACAGCUCCAGGCCGCCUACGAGGCAGGCUACGAGCAGUGCGAUGCUGGCUGGCUGCACGACCAGACUGUCAGAUACCCCAUUGUGAGCCCACGGAUGCCGUGUGUGGGUGACAAGGACAACAGCCCCGGGGUGAGGACCUACGGUGUGCGUCCACCAUCAGAAACCUAUGAUGUCUACUGCUACGUGGACAAGCUCGAGGGGGAGGUGUUCUUUGCCACACGCACGGAGCAGUUCACCUUCUAUGAGGCGUUGGCAUUCUGUGAAUCCCAAAACGCCACGCUGGCUUCCACCGGCCAGCUCUACGCAGCCUGGAUCCGCGGCCUGGACAAGUGCUACGCCGGCUGGCUGGCCGACGGCAGCCUCCGCUACCCCAUCAUCACCCCACGGCCAGCCUGCGGCGGGGACAAGCCGGGCGUGAGGACUGUCUACCUCUAUCCCAACCAGACCGGCCUCCCAGACCCGCUGUCCCGCCACCAUGCCUUCUGUUUCCGAGGUGUUCCAGUGGCGCCCUCUCCAGGAGAAGAGGAGGGGAGCACACCCACACCCUCUGCAGGUGUAGAGGACAGGAUCAUCACCCAAGCAGUGCCUGGCGUGGCUGUUAUUCCCUUGGGAGAGGAGACAACUGCAGUCCUAGACUUCACCAUUGAGCCAGAAAACCAAACCGAAUGGGAACCGGCCUACACUGCAGUGGGCACCUCCCCUCUGCCAGGGAUCCCACCCACAUGGCCUCCCACCAGCACAGCAGCAGAGGAAAGCACAGAGGGCUCUGGGGUAACUUUGGUGCCCUCCACCUGGGAAACACCUUCCACCUCAGAGGAGCCAUACACACCUUCUUCUGAGGUGCCCAGUGCCACUGAGCUGCCAGGCUCCUGGGAGGCAUCUGAGGCCCCUGAUAUCAGCGGUGACUUCACAGGCAGUGGAGAAGCUCCAGGAGCCACUGCAAGCGGACUGCCUUCUGGAGACCUUGACUCCAGUGGUCUUACCUCCACAGUGGACUCAGGCCUACCCUCAGGACAUGAAGACAGAAUUGAGUGGUCCAGCACUCCUACAGUUGCUGGGCUGCCCUCUGGGGACAAGAACCUAGAGGGCUCUGCCUCUGGGGUAGAGGACCUUGGCAGGCUUCCUUCUGGAGAAAUUCUAGAGACUUCUGCCUCUGGAGUAGAGGAAGUCAGUGGAUUUCCUUCAGGAGGAGAAGAUCUAGAAGCUUCAGCUUCUGGAGUAGGGGAAAUGAGUGGACUUCCUUCAGGAGAAGGUCAAGAGACCUCUACCUCUGGAGUAGGGGAAGUCAGUGGGCUUCCUUCUGGAGAAGGUCUAGAGACUUCUGCCUCCGGAGUAGAGGAGGUCAGUGGACUUCCUUCUGGAGAAGGUGUAGAGACUUCUACCUCUGGAAUAGGGGAAGUCAGUGGACUUGCUUCUGGAGAAGGUCUAGAGAUUUCUGCCUCGGGAAUAGAGGAAAUCAGUGGACUUCCUACUAGAGGAGAAGAUCUAGAAACUUCUGCCUCUGGAAUAGAAGUCAGUGGACUUCCUUCUGGAGGAGGUCUAGAGACUUCUGCCUCUGGAAUAAGUGAUCUCAGUGGACUUCCUUCUGGAGGAGGUCUAGAGACUUCAGCCUCUGGAAUAGAGGAUAUAAGUGUGCUUCCUACUGGAAGAGAAGGUCUAGAGACCUCUGCCUCUGGAGUGGAGGAUGUCAGUGGGUUUCCUUCUGGAGGAGAAGGUCUGGAGAUUUCUGCCUCUGGAAUAGAGGAUAUCAGCAGGAUUUCUUCUGGAGAAGGUCUAGAAACCUCUGUUUCUGGAGGAGGGGAUGACCUCAGUGGGCUUUCUUCUGGAAGAGAGAGUGUAGAGACCUCAGCUUUUGGAAAAGAGGAUCUCAGUGGGUUGCCUUCUGGAAAAGAAGACUUGGUAGGAUCUGCUUCUGGAGACUUGGCCAUUGGUCAACUGCCUUCUGAAACUGUAGGAAGUGGACAACCUCCAGAAGCAAGUGGUCUUCCUGCUGGAUUUAGUGGUGAGUAUUCUGGAGUGGACUCUGGAAGUGGCCCAUCCUCUGGCCUUCCUGACUUUAGUGGACUUCCAUCUGGGUUCCCAACAGUCUCCCUAGUGGAUACUACAUUGGUGGAAGUUGUCACAGCCACCAGUGCAAGUGAACUGGAAGGGCGGGGAGCCAUUGGCAUCAGUGGCACAGGAGAAAUAUCUGGGCUGCCCUUUGAAGAACCAGACAUUAGUGGAGAAACCAGUGGACUCCCUCCGGGAAGUGAAGUCAGUGGUCAAGCAUCUGGAUCUCUUGACAUCAGUGGGGAAACAUCUGGAUUCUUUGGUGUUAGUGGACAGCCAUCUGGGUUUCCUGACAUCAGUGGGGGAACAUCUGGGAUUUCUGAGGUCAGUGGGCAGCCUUCAGGGUUUCUUUACUCCAGUGGAGAGACAUCUGGUGUGACCGAGUUCAGUGGACUGCCUCCCAGACAACCAGACAUCAGUGGAGAAGCAUCUGGAGUUCUUUUUGGCAGUGGCCAGCCAUUUGGCACAAUAGACCUGAGUGGAGAAACAUCCGCAGGGCCUGAUAUCAGUGGACAGCCAUCAGGUCUGCCAGAGUUCAGCGGGACAACACCUAGAAUCCCCAACCUGAUUUCUGGUACCAUGAGUGGCAGUGGGGAAUCUUCUGGCAUUACAUUUGUGGACACCAGUUUGGUGGAAGUGACCCCUACUACAUUUAAAGAAGAAGAAGGCUUAGGGUCUGUGGAAUUCAGUGGCUUUCCUUCUAGAGAGACUGAUCCGUCAGUCUCUGGGGUAGUAGACAUCAGUGGACAGUCUUCUGGAACAAUCGAUUCCAGUGGGUUUAUAUCCCCAGCUCCAGAACUCAGUGGCCUACCAAGUGGGGCAGCUGAGGUCAGUGGAGAAAUCUCUGGAACUGAGGCUGGGAGUAGCUUUCCCUCGGGAGCAUACGAUGGCAGUGGACUUCCUUCUGGGUUCCCCACCAUCUCUCUUAUAGACAGAACCUUGGUGGAAUCUGUAACCCAACAUCCAACAGCCCAAGAACCUGGAGAAGGGCCUUCAGGCAUUUCAGAACUUAGUGGUGCUCAUUCUGGAGCACCAGAAGUGUCUGGAGACAAUUCUGGAUUUUUGGACCAAAGUGGACUACAGUCUGGGCUGGUAGAACCCAGUGGAGAGCCAUCAAGCACUCCAUAUUCUAGUGGGGACUUUUCCAGCACAGCUGAUGUAAGUGGAGAGUCCACUGCAGCCAUCACCCGCAGCGGGGAGGCCUCAGGACUUCCAGAAGUCACAUUAAUCACUUCAGAGUUAGUGGAGGGUGUGACAGAAGCAACUGUGUCCCAGGAAUUAGGCCAAAGACCCCCUGUGACAUACAAACCCCUGCUUUUUGAGGCCAGUGGGGAAGCCUCUGCAUCUGGGGACAUUGGUGGAACAACAGCAACGUUCCCUGGCUCUGGGGUAGAAGUAUCAUCAGUCUUGGAAGGCAGCAGUGAGUCUUCUGCCUAUCUUGAGACUGGCGUGAGGGCAUCUGCUGUCCCCGAGGCCAGCGGACAGGCAUCUGGGUCCCCUGACUCCAGUGAGACCACCUCUGCCCUCCACGAAGCAGAUCUUGAUAGAGCCUCGGGCCUGGAUGUGAGCAGCAGCCCCUGGACCUUUCUGGGAGGCCCCCAGGAGGGGUCAGCUGCCCCAGAAGUGAGUGGAGAGUCAUUCACCACCUCCCAGGUGGUCACAGAGGCCUCGGGUGCACCUUGGGCUACUCCUGUGGCUUCCAGAGACAGGACGGAAACUAGCGGAGACCUGUCUGCUCACAGCUCAGGGCUAGAUGUCAGCAUCAGUACCAGCACCCUAGAGACCCAGUGGACCCAGCAGCCCAAGUACCCUGCAGAGGUGCAUCUAGAAAUCGAGUCCUCAAGCCCUUCGUACUCGAGAGAAGAGACCCACACUGCCGAAACAGACGCUGCUGUUUCCACUUCUUCGGAGGGAUCGGGUGAAGCAGAAAGCACCACUGCAGACAUUGAUGAGUGCCUCUCAAGCCCUUGUCUGAAUGGAGCCACCUGCGUGGACACCAUCGACUCUUUCACAUGCUUAUGCCUUCCCAGCUACGGAGGGGACCUGUGUGAGAUCGACCAGGAGGUGUGCGAGGAAGGCUGGACCAAAUUCCAGGGCCACUGCUACCGCCACUUCCCUGACCGUAAAACCUGGGCAGAUGCCGAGAGGCAGUGUCGGGAGCACCAGUCACACCUCAGCAGCAUCAUCACCCCAGAGGAGCAGGAGUUUGUCAACCGAAAUGCUCAGGACUACCAGUGGGUCGGCCUGAACGACAGGACCAUUGAAGGGGACUUCCGCUGGUCAGAUGGACAUCCCUUGCAAUUUGAGAAAUGGCGUCCCAACCAGCCGGACAACUUCUUCGCCACAGGAGAGGACUGUGUGGUGAUGAUCUGGCACGAGAAGGGCGAGUGGAACGAUGUCCCCUGCAAUUACCACCUGCCUUUCACUUGUAAAAAGGGCACAGUGGCCUGCAAAGACCCUCCUAUGGUGCAGCAUGCCAGGACCCUUGGGCAGAAAAAGGAGCGGUAUGAGAUCAACUCCCUGGUACGGUACCAGUGCACAGAGGGCUUUGUCCAGCGCCACGUCCCCACCAUCCGGUGCCAGCCCAGUGGGCACUGGGAGGAGCCUCGGAUCACCUGCACAGACCCCGCCACCUACAAGCGCCACAAGCGCCGACUACAGAAACGGAGCUCCUGGCAAAGCCGGCAAAGCCGCCCGAGCUCAGGCCACUGAGAGGCGCCUCGGGAAAUCACCCAGGAUGCUGAGCCCAGGAGCCCACCGGGCUGACCAGACCACGCAUCUCCCCGCGGUGCUGUCCUCUUCUUGUUGCUUUUUCAUAUAAGGAAUCCCAUUAAAGACGGAAAAACCAAAUCCCACAUUGUGUAUGCACCCACCCACCCCCAAAUCUCCAAAACCACGCCUAAUUUGUCCCCAAAUGCCAAAGCAAAGCAAGCUCAUCGCAACCCGUGGACUGAGAUUAGAGACAUUUCUUCAGUCUCCCGUCGUGCCUUUCCAGGGACAAGUGCAGAGACGGGGGAGAGGGGAAGGGGUUAAGUUAAAUAAAGAAGAUUAUUUUUUGUUUCCUGACUUUAUCCAAGAGCAGUGCAAUGGUUGGUUAAUUUCACCUCCAGGAAGAGCUAGGACGGAGGGAGUGGGUGGAAAGGAGCUGGAACGAUCAGCGGCCUGAGGCCAGAAGGACUCUGACCCGACCACGGCAGCUGAAUGUAGGGGACAGGACACAAAGGAGCCAGGAGGGUCGCAAGAGAAGCCUGGGGGGUCAGGGACAGGAGGGGGCCAUUUGGGAAGCAUCUUCUGCAACGUUGGGGUCACCUUCCCUCCAAGGGUCCCCCCUCCAGUGUGCUCACCCAGUCAGUACCCCAGUAGGUGUCAUCUCUCAGCAGGACUGGGUGGGGGCACAUCCUUCCCUGGGGGGUGCAGCCCCAUCCCCUCCCCUCCCCCACCCCGGGACGGUGCAGGCACCAGGGUU
This is a messenger RNA of Fukomys damarensis (Damara mole-rat), 7196 nucleotides long. RefSeq names its product aggrecan (gene Acan). Gene Ontology annotation, molecular function: calcium ion binding; hyaluronic acid binding. Gene Ontology annotation, biological process: cell adhesion. The transcript has 18 exons. Lineage: Eukaryota; Metazoa; Chordata; Mammalia; Rodentia; Bathyergidae. Bases 137 to 6442 code for a protein of 2101 amino acids. The record is from RefSeq and is a predicted model, not a curated record.